Asparagus officinalis (garden asparagus) is the source of this 650-nucleotide messenger RNA. RefSeq names its product 50S ribosomal protein L34, chloroplastic-like. Gene Ontology annotation, biological process: translation. The coding region runs from base 71 to 502 and encodes 143 amino acids. The transcript is spliced from 2 exons. Gene Ontology annotation, molecular function: structural constituent of ribosome. The record is from RefSeq and is a predicted model, not a curated record. Gene Ontology annotation, cellular component: mitochondrial large ribosomal subunit; ribosome. Lineage: Eukaryota; Viridiplantae; Streptophyta; Magnoliopsida; Asparagales; Asparagaceae.
AACAUCCUCCCUUAUCUCGAUAAGGCUCCUCUCCCUCGAAGCGAAGCGAGAAACGAAACAGUUCCAAGCUAUGGCGCUCUCUUUGCUCCCAGUGGCUUCACUCUCUCUCCUCAACGGCACAAACAGAAUCGGGGGCAGGGGCUCUCUCUUAGUUUCAAAGAUCUCAUCUUUGCGCUCCCCUUCUCUCCUCCAGAGCUCUUUCCUCUCGCCCGCUUCAACCUCCAUCUCCUUUCCUUCCUCUUUCUCUGGCAUAUCUCUGGGGAUCGAUUUGAGUUCUAAUACAGCAGUAAAACAGAGAUAUCGAGGACUUCAAGUGAGGGCAGGGAAAGCUGCUCUCUGCUUGACUAAAAGGUCAAGAUCUCGGAAAUCACUCGCUCGGACUCAUGGAUUCAGAAGGAGAAUGAGGACUACCAGUGGCAGGGCUGUGUUGAAGAGGCGACGCGCCAAGGGAAGAAAGGUUCUCUGCACAAAAUCGAACCCUAACAGUGGAAAAAGAGCAUAAGUAGUAAAUCAAGCUAGAUUUCGCUGAGUAUGAACAUCUUAAUGUUUUCAAGAUCUUUGUAUGUUCUCGUUGAGUUCUCUUAAGUUUUAACUCUCGGAAUUAUGUGGCAAUAUCUUGCAAAAGAUCAAAUUUAUUGGCUUCCCCUGCA